Messenger RNA from Purpureocillium takamizusanense, 1031 nucleotides. RefSeq names its product Proteasome endopeptidase complex (gene PRE3). Gene Ontology annotation, cellular component: proteasome core complex. Gene Ontology annotation, molecular function: threonine-type endopeptidase activity. The transcript has 5 exons. Bases 112 to 801 code for a protein of 229 amino acids. NCBI's taxonomy places the organism in Eukaryota, Fungi, Ascomycota, Sordariomycetes, Hypocreales, Ophiocordycipitaceae. The record is from RefSeq and is a predicted model, not a curated record.
CACCAGCGGCGCCGCCUCAACCUUCGAUUCCCGCAACGACAUCCCCCCAUCUGCCCCUAGGAGCGACGCCAGGUCCCCAUCUAUCGUACUCUCACACAUACGCUUUCAAUCAUGGAGUUUGGCCACAAGGGAGUGUUGAACGAGGAUGGCAUCCACGUCGACAUGGACCGAUUGAAGAAGGGCGAGGUCAACCUGGGAACCUCAAUCAUGGCGGUGACAUUCAAAGACGGCGUCAUUCUGGGUGCCGACUCUCGGACGACGACCGGCGCCUACAUUGCGAACCGAGUGACGGACAAGUUGACGAGGGUACACGACACCAUCUGGUGCUGCCGGUCAGGCUCGGCGGCGGACACACAGGCCGUGGCGGACAUUGUUCAAUACCAGCUGGGCCUGUUCGCCAUGCACAGCGGGAAGCCGCCGAUGACGCAGACGGCGGCGUCGAUAUUCCAGGAGAUUUGCUACUCCAACAAGGACCGCCUGAGCGCGGGCUUGAUCAUUGCCGGUUGGGAUGAGCGGUUUGGCGGCCAAGUCUACUCCAUCCCGCUUGGCGGCUCGCUGCACAAGCAGGCGUACGCGAUUGGCGGCUCGGGUUCGACCUACAUCUACGGCUACUGCGAUGCUAACUGGAAGGAGGGCAUGGAGGAGGCGGAUGCCGUCGACUUCGUCAAGGGCGCGCUGCGAGAGGCGAUCAAGUGGGAUGGCAGCUCAGGCGGCGUGAUCCGCAUGGUGGUGCUGACGAAGAAGGGAGCCGACAGGCACCUGUACCUGCCGGACACGGACUACAAGGUGCGGCACGAGUAGAGCAGAGCGGGCAGUGGGAUGGUAGGGCGGGCGGGCUUGUCGACAUGUCAGAUGGCAUGCUUCCCAAGGGGGUGCUGUCGACGUGCGCCAUGCUUGUUGCGUGGCGGAGGUACGUGGAGGCUUAGAUACGACUGCGUCUGUACAAUAGAUUUCCGACAAUGAGACGAGACGAGACGACCGACUUGCCUGCGAGAUGUGCCCGCCGUACCGCCAGAUUACCUAGGAUGCGA